Raphanus sativus (radish) is the source of this 1954-nucleotide messenger RNA. RefSeq names its product tonoplast dicarboxylate transporter. Gene Ontology annotation, molecular function: transmembrane transporter activity. The transcript has 3 exons. Gene Ontology annotation, cellular component: membrane. Gene Ontology annotation, biological process: monoatomic anion transmembrane transport. The record is from RefSeq and is a predicted model, not a curated record. Lineage: Eukaryota; Viridiplantae; Streptophyta; Magnoliopsida; Brassicales; Brassicaceae. Bases 61 to 1686 code for a protein of 541 amino acids.
UCAGUUCUCUUACAUUUCUCCACUCUUUUAUCUCCUUCCACUUAAAACGGUAUUAACAGAAUGAACGGUGGUCAUCUUCCCGCCACCGCGUCCAACGAUCUGAAAUCUCCGCUUUUGCCAGUCGUCCAUGAUGACGAACCAUUCGGAAAACAAACGGUGGGGCAACAUCUCCGGACAAUAUUCACACCCAAAAACUGUUACAUCGCUCUUGGUCCUCUUCUUUGCGCCGUCGUGUGUCUAUGCGCACGGCUCGGGGGAGAUGAUACGACGACGGCGAAGAACAUGCUAGGAGUUCUUGUGUGGAUGUUUGCGUGGUGGUUGACGGAAGCCGUCCCGAUGCCCAUCACCUCCAUGUCGCCGCUUUUUUUAUUCCCACUAUUCGGAAUCACGACGGCGGAUCAUGUGGCAACUUCUUACAUGGAUGACGUAAUCUCCCUCGUUCUUGGGAGCUUUAUUCUCGCCCUUGCCGUCGAACACUACAACAUUCAUCGCCGGCUCGCCCUCAACAUAACGAUGGUAUUCUGCGUGGAGCCUCUAAACGCGCCGCUGCUUCUUCUUGGCAUCUGCGCAACAACGGCGUUCGUGAGCAUGUGGAUGCACAACGUGGCGGCUACUGUCAUGAUGAUGCCAGUCGCUACAGGAAUACUUCAGAGACUCCCUUCGUCACCAUCGUCGUCAUCAGAAAUGGUGUCUCCGGCGGUGGGGAAGUUUUGCCGAGCGGUGGUGCUCGGUGUGAUAUAUUCAGCGGUCGUUGGUGGAAUGAGCACACUGACAGGAACAGGAGUGAAUCUGAUACUUGUCGGAAUGUGGAAAAGCUAUUUCCCGGAGGCUGAUCCAAUAAGUUUCAGCCAAUGGUUCUUCUUCGGUUUCCCACUGGCGUUGUGUAUAUUCGUGGUGCUUUGGGGUAUUCUAUGCGUGUUGUAUUGUCCUAAAGGAUCAGGGAAAGUUCUCUCUCCCUAUCUUCAUAAAUCUCAUCUUCGUAGAGAGCUCGAGAUGUUAGGACCAAUGAGUUUCGCCGAGAAGAUGGUCUUAUCUGUGUUUGGUGGUUUGGUUGUGUUAUGGAUGACAAGAAAUAUAACCGACGAUAUCCCCGGCUGGGGUUGCAUCUUUAACGGCCGGGCUGGUGAUGGAACGGUGAGUGUGAUGAUGGCUACGUUGCUGUUUAUAAUCCCAAACGGUAUUAAAAAGGGAGAGAAGCUGAUGGAUUGGGGCAAAUGCAAGAAACUUCCGUGGAACAUAGUGUUGUUACUAGGAGCUGGAUUCGCUAUAGCUGAUGGAGUACGUACAAGUGGCUUAGCUGAAGUUUUAUCUAAAGGGCUUGUGUUUCUAGAAACAGCUCCUUAUUGGGCCAUCGCUCCAAUGGUUUGCCUCAUUGCUGCUUCAAUCACUGAGUUCACGUCAAACAACGCAACCACUACACUGUUGGUUCCUUUGCUCAUCGAGAUCGCGAAGAAUAUGCAAAUCCAUCCUCUGCUCCUGAUGGUUCCUGGUGCCGUUGGGUCUCAGUUUGCUUUCUUGCUACCCACGGGAACACCUUCUAACGUGGUGGGAUUCACAACAGGGCAUAUUGAGAUCAAAGACAUGAUGAAAACAGGGUUACCUCUCAAGAUGGCAGGAACAGCCUUUCUCUCUGUCUUGAUGCCAACCCUAGGGACUUAUGUGUUUGGAUCAAAAGGAGUAACUUAGCUCGAUGAGCUGAAGUACUAUCGAUUCAUUGUACUAUAUUCUUACAAAGUAGGGGACAUCAGUCACAUGUGAAACGGGAAAUUUGGAUGUGGUCAUCAAACCGGCCCAUUUUUGUAACCCGGGCGAGUAUAGUAUCCGGUACGAUUGCUUUCUUUUGUGUUUACAACGUACCGGUAAGUUCGGUCUUCUUUUUGGUUUCGUGUGUAUGUAUAUUGAGAACAAAUAUGUUAAUAGUAUAAAAUAUAAAUGUGUAUUCUAAAUUUCUGCA